Molecule: messenger RNA, 2112 nt
Organism: Pungitius pungitius (ninespine stickleback)
Lineage: Eukaryota; Metazoa; Chordata; Actinopteri; Perciformes; Gasterosteidae
Product: glycine receptor subunit beta-like
Exons: 11
Coding region: 238-1758 (506 amino acids)
Biological process (GO): nervous system process; regulation of membrane potential; chloride transmembrane transport
Cellular component (GO): neuron projection; plasma membrane; postsynaptic membrane
Molecular function (GO): transmembrane signaling receptor activity; extracellularly glycine-gated chloride channel activity; glycine binding
Source: RefSeq, a predicted model, not a curated record
CAGUGAUUGUGUUAAGAACAGAGAACAGUCCGUAACAGUUCUGUGCUACGCUCCCCUUGGCAGGCACAGAGCAAGUCGGAGCGGGACGAUAAAUCAUUGCACAUAAAGGAACACACACAGGACAGCACAGCACAGCAGAGAGAGCAAGAGAGAGAAGGGGAGAGAGAGGGAGGACAUGCAGUCAGGCUACAGCAUCUCUGUGACUAACCACGGACUCCCUGUGCUGCAGCAAAACUGAUGAUUCGUCACUCUAGAGGUGCCAUGGCUGCUGGGUUCAGGCCGAUGAUCGUUCUACUGUUGCUGCUGAGUUGCUGGAAGGAGACCAAUGGAAAAGAAGGAAAAUCCAAGGGAAAGAAAGGGAAGCAAGUUGUCUGUCCAUCCCAGUUGUCCCCAGAGGACUUGGCCCAGGUCCCUCCCAACUCCACCUCCAACAUCUUGAACCGCCUGAUGGUCAGUUAUGACGCAAGAAUAAGGCCUAACUUUCAAGGUAUCCCAGUUGAAUCCCGAGUGAACAUCUUCAUAAACAGCUUUGGGUCCAUCCAGGAGACCACCAUGGACUACAGAGUGAACAUAUUUCUCCGUCAGAGGUGGAAUGACCCUCGCCUACGACUUCCUACUGAUUUUAAGAGCGACUCCCUCACUAUUGACCCCAACAUGUUCCAGUGUUUGUGGAAACCCGACCUUUUUUUUGCCAAUGAGAAAAACGCAAACUUCCACGAUGUGACGCAGGACAACAUACUGCUGUUCAUCUUCAGAAACGGAGAUAUCCUCAUCAGCAUGAGGCUCUCGGUGACGCUGUCUUGUCCCUUGGAUCUCCAGCUCUUCCCAAUGGACACCCAGCGGUGCAAGAUGCAGCUGGAGAGCUUCGGCUAUACCACCAGCGACCUCGUGUUCAUGUGGCAGUCCGACCCAGUUCAGAUGGAUGAAAUCGCCCUGCCGCAGUUCGACCUUAAAAAAGAGGACAUAAUAUAUGGAAACUGCACAAAGUUCUAUCAAGGAACAGGCUACUACACCUGCGUAGAAGUGAUUUUUACGCUGCGUCGGCAGGUUGGUUUCUAUUUGAUGGGAGUUUAUGCGCCAACUCUGUUGAUUGUGGUUUUGUCGUGGUUAUCGUUCUGGAUCAACCCUGAUGCCUCAGCUGCAAGGGUGCCAUUGGGUAUUUUAUCGGUGCUCUCUCUAUCCAGUGAGAGCAUGCUACUGGCGUCGGAGCUCCCGAAGGUUUCCUACGUAAAAGCCAUCGACAUCUGGCUCAUAGCCUGUCUACUUUUUGGCUUUUCAUCGCUGGUGGAAUACGCUGUGGUGCAGGUGAUGCUUAACAGUCCCAAACGCAUUGAGGAGGAGAAAGCCAAAAUGGCAGAAAAAGAGCGGCAGUUACAAGAGAAAGAAGGAAAGAUGGCUGCAAAUAAAGCUAGCAACACAGUGAAUGGGACCGGUGGAACCCCCAUACAUGCCAACACUCUGCAGGUGGUAGAAACUCGCUGUAAGAAGGUUUGCACCUCCAAGUCGGACCUUCGCUCCAACGACUUCAGCAUCGUGGGAUCUUUACCGCGAGACUUUGAGCUUUCAAACUUUGACUGCUACGGCAAAGCGGUGGAGGUUCUGGGGGUUCUCAAGUCCCAGAUCAAAGCCAACAAGAAACCAGCGCCGCCCAAACCGGUCAUUCCUGCUGCCGCCAAGCGCGUGGACCUCUAUGCAAGAGCCCUGUUCCCCUUCUCCUUCCUCUUCUUCAAUGUGGUUUACUGGUCUGUGUAUCUGUGAGAGGGACAAGUGCAGAGUGAUGGAGGUGUUUUGUCGCCAGGCCCGUGUUGAAACCACGUUGAACUUGAGCAAAAGCCACAGUAAAUAUUUAAUAGAACGUGAGCGCUGUGGUCCAUGUGUUCACCAUAACUACUAGACCUUAGGGUUGAUUACUUAAAUCCCCUUUAAACUGCCCUGCAUGUGUGUCUGUGCGGUAUGUAAACUAAACCCUGCUGUGGUGACACCGAGGACAACUACGCUGUACAUCACAAAUAUGUUAUGUUAAAAAUGGCCAAUACUGAUUAAACCCAUGUAAGACAUUUGAAAAUAAAUGUAAAAAUAUUCCAGGACUAGAUGAAUAAGUAUGUUGAAUAA